Molecule: messenger RNA, 1986 nt
Organism: Mus musculus (house mouse)
Lineage: Eukaryota; Metazoa; Chordata; Mammalia; Rodentia; Muridae
Gene: Ntmt2
Product: N-terminal Xaa-Pro-Lys N-methyltransferase 2
Exons: 5
Coding region: 12-815 (267 amino acids)
Cellular component (GO): nucleus
Molecular function (GO): N-terminal protein N-methyltransferase activity; protein methyltransferase activity; methyltransferase activity
Source: RefSeq, a predicted model, not a curated record
AGCCAUUCGCAAUGACUUCUUUCAGAGCUACCUCUACCUGCUGGAAAAAAUUCCCCUGGGAAUAUAGGGAUCCCGGAUGCUCCAGUCUCCAUCAGCCAGAUAACACUCUUCACCAAGUAAAAUUGUAUGCUUUAACAAGCCAAGUCAUUGAUGGUGAGAUGCAGUUCUAUGCCAGAGCCAAACUUUUCUACCAAGAAGUACCAGCCACAGAAGAAGGCAUGAUGGGAAAUUUUAUUGAAUUAUCCAACCCAGAUAUCCAAGCCUCUCGUGAAUUUCUUAGGAAAUUUGUUGGGGGGCCAGGGAGAGCGGGAACUGGCUGCGCCUUGGACUGCGGUUCUGGAAUAGGAAGGGUCAGCAAGCACGUCUUGUUGCCUGUUUUCAGCAGUGUUGAAUUGGUGGACAUGAUGGAAUCCUUCCUCCUUGAAGCCCAGAGCUACUUGCAGGUUAACGAGGACAAAGUUGAAAGUUACCACUGCUACAGCCUGCAGGAGUUCACGCCCCACUUAGGGAGAUAUGAUGUCAUCUGGAUUCAGUGGGUCUCAGGGUACCUGACUGAUAAGGACCUUCUUGCAUUUCUUUCCCGGUGUCGAGAUGGCCUGAAAGAAAAUGGUGUUAUCAUACUGAAGGACAAUGUGGCACGGGAGGGCUGUAUCUUCGACCUGUCUGACAGCAGUGUGACUCGGGACAUGGACAUCCUUCGAAGCCUUAUUAGGAAGAGUGGACUGGUGGUUCUGGGCCAGGAGAAACAAGAGGGUUUCCCAGAGCAGUGUGUUCCGGUGUGGAUGUUUGCACUGCACAGUGACAGGCACUCUUGAUCAGCAGUGGGAAUGAGCCACCAGACUGAACGAUGGUGCUUCGGAAUUGGGCGUAUCUCCCAGGCACCCUGUGUGAUGGAGACAGAUAUGGAAAGAAGGGAUACAAUGCAUGUCUAGAAUGAUUGAUGACGUAGUAUGUACGAGCUCUUGCUACCAUAAUGCACACACUGUGAUGUGUGCACAUUUAGAUGCAUACUCCCUGUAACGAGACGUUCACAAAUGCUGUGGAUUUUUUCUGAGAGAUGGAGUCAAACAACAGGAUGGUGCUUCAAUAAGGUGCAUGUUUACACACGCCUUCACUGCACAAGUGUGUAUAUGAAGACCUGAGAAAGAAAUGAUGCUUACAAAUAAGAGUCUGCGUUAGUCACUGACGAUUUGUGUUUACAAUCUAUCACAGAACAGAGUGGAAAGUCUAGACCACUCUUUCUGUUCCUCUAUCAGCUAUGUUACACUCUUUUCCUCUUUGCUGUUACAGUGUCUCUUGAAGAAACAUCUUGACCUAACUAAGAAGGGACUGGUCAAAUAACCCCAUGAAUACAAGUCUAUUAAUUUUGUCUUUAGCUCGUUUUUUGGCAGAAAAGGUAUAUGGUUUCUCUUUCUAUUUUGGGUCAGUUUUACUACCAAUGAUGUAAUAUGGAUGUAAUUUGAUAACUAAUGCUUGCAUUACCAUGAUGUGGAAGUGUCUCCUUUCAGGAGAAAAUGUUACACACUCAAGUUUCACCCCGACCAUAUAAGUAAAUGUUGUCAAUGAUCUAAUUUUAGCCACUGGCUUUCAACAGUGCCUGCUUCUUUGCAUCUGGUCCUCAUUCCUUGAAUGAAAUGGAUGUACCUUGAGAGAGAAACAUCAAAAGAAACAGGCAAAUGAAAUGAUGCAUACAGACUGACUUAGCUGGGUUCACAAAAGGCAUUGGUUUAAAUAAAAUAAUCUAAAAUCUUUCAAAAGGAAAAAAUGAAAUUCAGUUUUCAUUAGCAUAAUGUUUAAAUAUGACUAUUUUGUCUUUAAAACACUUCAGCACCUUUAUGUUAAAGCACAGUGAUAUGUCUUGACCCCGAAAUUCAAUUUAAACUAAGAAGAUCUACUGCAUAGCUAUGAUAACAGCACAGAAAACAUAUUUCUUAAGUCAUAGCUCUAGAGGAAUAGAAAAUUGUUACAGAAUAUGACAAAACUAAU